This is a messenger RNA of Raphanus sativus (radish), 2204 nucleotides long. Its product is annotated as pentatricopeptide repeat-containing protein At3g51320. The record is from RefSeq and is a predicted model, not a curated record. Bases 200 to 1792 code for a protein of 530 amino acids. The transcript has a single exon. Lineage: Eukaryota; Viridiplantae; Streptophyta; Magnoliopsida; Brassicales; Brassicaceae. Gene Ontology annotation, molecular function: protein binding; RNA binding. Gene Ontology annotation, biological process: RNA modification.
UUCUCUAUCAGCGGAUUUGAUUUCUCUAAGGUUUUUUUCUUCUACACUGAGCGAUUGAUUUCUCCUUCCAUCGCCGCCUACCUUCUCCUUUUGCAUCUGUAAUCCGUUGACAGUCCCAACACAGAUAUGAUCCUUGGUUAAUGGCGAGUCCCGAAUCCACCCCUCACUCAACUCCUCUAAGAACCCAAGCUGGAGAUGAAUGGCAAAAGCUUCUUCUAUUCGCCAAUUCGUCACAUCCAACAACAGAUCUAACACCAACUCCCCCUCCCCCGUUCUCGGCCUUCUCAAAAGCUUCAAACUCCUCGACGAAUCGAGCUCCGUCGAGCACCUCUUCCAAGUCCACGCCAGGCUCGUCACCUCCGGAAACUUCUGGGAUUCCUCUUGGGCCAUCCGAUUGCUGAAGUCUUCCUCGCGUUUCCGAGACGCUACCAGCUACACCGUUUCGGUAUUCCGAAGCAUCGGAAAGCUCUGCAACGCGAAUGCUGUGUUCAAGGCGUACUGGGUCUCUUCUGCUCCUCAUAAAGCGUUGAGCUUUUACUUCGAUGUGGUCAGAUGCGGGUUUGUUCCUGACUCCUACACCUUCGUCUCCUUGUUGGGUUGUAUCGGGAAGAUUGAUUCCGGUAGAAUGUGUCACGGGCAGUCGAUUAAGCGUGGGUGCGAUCGAGUUUUGGCUGUUCAGAACUCGUUGAUGAAUAUGUAUGCUUGUUGUGGUGCGUUGGAUCUUGCGAAGAAGGUGUUUGUUGAAAUGCCCAAGAGAGAUGUUGUGUCGUGGAACUCGUUGAUUGCUGGGGAGGUGAGAGGGGGUGAUGUUUGCUCUGCUCGCAAGCUGUUCGACGAAAUGCCUGAGAGAAAUAUGGUUUCUUGGAAUAUCAUGAUCGGUGCUUAUCUGGGUGCUAACAACCCCGGAGUUUCGAUUAGUUUGUUCCGUGAGAUGGUCGGAUCAGGGUUUCGAGGGAGUGAGGGUACGUUGGUUUUGUUACUGAAAGCUUGUGGUAGGUCAGCUAGGCUUAAGGAAGGUAGGUCGGUUCAUGCUUCUUUGAUAAGAAGCUUGGUGAAUUCGAACGUGGUUGUUGAUACAGCUCUUGUUGACAUGUAUGGAAAGUGCAAGGAAGUAGAGUUAGCACGUAGGAUAUUCGACGGUGUAUCCCGUAGGAACAGAGUUACGUGGAAUGUGAUGAUAUUGGCACAUUGUCUUCACGGGAAUCCUGAAGAUGGGUUUGAAUUAUUUGAAGCCAUGAUCAAUGGUGAGCUCAUUCCCGACGAAGUAACUUUUGUUGGUGUUCUCUGCGGUUGUGCUAGAUCCGGGCUUCUUUCACAAGGAAAAAGUUACUAUGCUCUGAUGGUUGAAGAGUUCCACAUCAAACCCAACUUUGGACACCUAUGGUGCAUGGCUAAUCUUUACUCCAGCGCCGGGUUCCCUGAAGAAGCAGAGGAAAUUCUAAAGAACUUACCAGAGGAAGAUGUGACGCCAGAAUCUACAAAAUGGGCUAACUUGCUCAGCUCUACACGUUUCACAGGAAACCCAGCCCUAGGGGAGAGCAUUGCCAAGUCCCUGAUAGAAAAAGAUCCCCUGAACUACAAGUAUUACCAUUUGCUGAUGAACGUUUACAGUGUUGCGGGCCGGUGGGAGGAUGUUGAUAGAGUGAGAGAGGUAGUGAAGGAGAAGAAAAUAGGACGAGUACCCGGGUGUGGCCUUGUAGACUUGAAAGAGAUAGUCCAUGGCCUGAGACUUGAGGUGGACAAGGUGAUUGCUGAGACUAGUGUAGACGAAAAUGUUACAGUCAUGUACUGACAUAAUAAGCUAAUCCCCAACUCCAAGCAUACACCGUUGCUCCUUUGCCAGAUCCAGGCUAUGAAGUCAUAAUUGGAGGUUGUUAGGAAUCCGCAUGAAUUGCUGUUUUUGCAGACAAGAGUAGAAUAGAAAACAAGAGAAAUAAUGGUCUCUUAAUUAUACUUGAUCCUGUUUUAUUUAUUUUUGUUCCUUUUUCGGGGUCAGAAUACCAGUUCUCAAAAGCUCUCUAUAACACCGAUCAUUGUAUGGGAGGACAUGUGAGGAGCAAAAAAGAGUGAUGUGGAUUUACAUGAGAAAAUUGAUUUUUUUUUCCAACUUUUGAAUCAGUGAAUGAAACUAUAUAUUUUGAUGGUAUAUAUUCCCUCUUGUUUUUUCUGAACAAAAAAUAAUAAUACCUCUUGUUUUUAACCUA